AUGGUUACUGAUCAUUCUUAUUUUAAAUCUCAGUCAUAUUCGAGAAUACGUCGCCAAUGUCAACAGUCAAAAACAUUAUUUAUUGAUCAAGAAUUUCCAGCCUCUUUACAAUCAUUACAAAAGAAUACUAAUUCCAAAUCUUCUUUAGCUAAUGUUGAAUGGAAGAGACCAUGGGAAUUAUGUUCAAAUCCUCGUCUUGUAUCAAACUCUAAAUUGGGUAUUACUCAUGAUGUUAUUCAAGGACAAUUAGGAAAUUGUUGGUUUGUCGUUGGAAUGAGUGUUUUGGCAACGGUUAAAAAUCAAUGGAAACAACUUCUACCCGAUUACGAGAAACAAGAACAAUGGAAUCAAGAACAAGGCUACUGUGGUCUAUUUUUAUUUCGAUUUUACGAUUUUGACAAAAAAAUAGAUGUUGUCAUCGAUGAUAGACUACCGACAAUAAAUGGACAAUUGAUUUAUUCAAAAUCUCGAAAUAAUAAAGAAUUUUUUGCACCAUUAUUAGAAAAAGCCUAUGCCAAAUUAUCUGGUUGUUAUGAGAAUUUAGAAGGUGGAAAUUUACAAGAGGCUUUAAUCGAUUUCACAGGCGGAAUAUGUGAAACAUUGUCCAUUGAUCCCAUUUGUUCAUGGGAUGAAUUGAAACGGAAAGACUUAUUCUCAGUUAUUUCAAAAGCAUUUGAUCGUGGAUCGUGGUUAACAUGUGCGAUUAAUGUAACAAAUAUGCAUGAAGUAGAACAACGUUUAUCUUGUGGAUUAAUCAAGGGGCAUGCGUAUGCUAUAACAGCAAUUCGAAAUUUUAAAAUAAAAGAGAAUCCCUCGUUGUUAGCACGUUUAAUACAUAUUGGUGGACGAACAAAAGAAAUUCUGCAAAUGAUUCGAUUAAGAAAUCCAUGGGGAGAAAAAGAGUGGAAUGGUCCAUGGUCAGAUAAUUCAGCUGAAUGGAAAAAAUUGACAGAAAAAGAUCGAGCAAAUCUUGGCUUAACAUUUGAAGAAGAUGGUGAAUUUUGGAUGGAAUUUGUUGAUUUUUGUCGCUAUUUCAAUGAAAUCGUUCAGUGUUGCAUAAUGAACACAAAAACAAGGUCAUCAUUUUUGGGUCGAAGUCAACGUCGAUGGUAUGAAGGAAGAGUAAUUGGAAAAUGGUCGAGACCAGAUCGAUGCGGGGGAUGUUUAAAUUAUCGACAAACAUUUUUACAAAAUCCACAAUACAUUUUUCAAAUUCAAGCAACAAACACUACUGAAGAACGCGAAUUAUUGAUUAAUUUAGAACAGCGUAGUCGACGUUCAAUUGGUCAACAAGUAUCAAAUUUGUAUAUUGGAUUUAUAAUUAUGAAAUGUGAAUCUAAUCGACAAUAUCGUCUACAUCAACUUUAUCCUGUUUUGUUACAUUCCAGUUUUAUUAAUUGUAGAAAUGUAUUUGCUAGAACAAAAUUAACUUAUGGAAAAUAUAUUAUUAUUCCUAGUACAUUUGAUCCAGACUGUAUUGGUGAUUUUCAACUUCGUUUAUACACUGAAGAAAUAAAUCUGUUAUCACCUUUAGAACUCGAGUAUCCCACUCCUCAUCCAUUAUACUCGUGCUUUCCGUGUUUAAUUCGUGGUCCUGUUCGUUAUGUCGUCCAUUUAAAUGUAGAAUCUGCUGAUCUUAUCUAUUCGGCUAAAAAGCCUCUUGUUAUACACACGUACAAACCUUACAUUGAAGUACAAUUUCAAAAUAAUCGACAACAAAUAUCACCUCUUUCUUCUGAUUCUACAAAUCCAAAAUGGAAUUUUCAGUUGAUUUUUUAUUCAAGAAAAAAAUUACAGACAUCAAAAACUUCAUUAGGAAAUUUACUUACAAUCGUUAUUAAAGCAAAAAAUAUUCUACAUUCACAUUUUCUUGGACAAAUAUGUUUAAAUGAAGAUUUUUUUCGACAAAAUUUGAAUCAGCGUCUACAAUUUGAUAAAACAUUAGAUACGAGUAAACAGAAGAAUUGCAUAGAAUCGGCAAAUGUUCGUUUUAUUUUUGAAAUAAGUCAAAAUCCGAAAGAAUUCUAA
Messenger RNA from Didymodactylos carnosus, 2028 nucleotides. The record is from the annotation of a GenBank genome assembly. Lineage: Eukaryota; Metazoa; Rotifera; Eurotatoria; Philodinida; Philodinidae.